Messenger RNA from Amphiprion ocellaris (clown anemonefish), 1982 nucleotides. It is a transcript of the gene rbbp5, whose product is annotated as retinoblastoma binding protein 5. Gene Ontology annotation, cellular component: Set1C/COMPASS complex. The transcript is spliced from 14 exons. Lineage: Eukaryota; Metazoa; Chordata; Actinopteri; Pomacentridae. The coding region runs from base 138 to 1823 and encodes 561 amino acids. The record is from RefSeq and is a predicted model, not a curated record. Gene Ontology annotation, molecular function: protein binding.
CUCAUUGUUUGGGGUCCUCACUGGAGGCGCGGCGCCAGUCUCCCGGCAGCAUCUGAACCAGAAAACAGGAGCUAAAUUCAGGGAAAUAUCAGUAAAAACAGGCCGUUCCGAGACUUUGGAUCCUCACACGUCCAGCCAUGAACCUGGAGCUGCUCGAAUCAUUCGGGCAGAACUAUCCAGAGGAGGCAGAUGGCACUCUGGACUGCAUCAGCAUGGCCCUCACCUGCACCUUCAACCGCUGGGGAACCCUGCUGGCUGUCGGCUGCAACGACGGUCGCAUCGUCAUCUGGGACUUCCUGACGCGAGGCAUCGCCAAAAUCAUCAGCGCUCACAUCCACCCGGUCUGCUCCUUAUGCUGGAGUCGAGACGGACACAAGCUGGUCAGCGCCUCCACAGACAACAUCGUGUCUCAGUGGGACGUCCUGAGCGGAGACUGUGACCAGAGGUUCCGCUUCCCGUCGCCCAUCCUCAAGCUGCAGUGUCACCCCAGAGACAUGGACAAAGUUCUGGUUUGUCCCAUGAAGUCGGCUCCGGUUCUGCUGACGCUGUCCGACUCCAAACACGUCGUCCUGCCGGUGGACGAUGACUCGGACCUGAACGUGGUGGCGGCCUUCGACCGGCGGGGCGAGUACAUCUACACCGGCAACGCCAAGGGAAAGAUUCUGGUGCUGAACACAAACACUCAGGAGCUGGUGGCUUCGUUCAGAGUCACGACCGGAACCAGCAACACCACCGCCAUCAAGUCCAUCGAGUUCGCACGCAAAGGGAGCUGCUUCCUCAUAAACACAGCAGAUCGCAUCAUCAGGGUUUACGACGGCAGAGAGAUUCUGACCUGUGGGCGGGACGGAGAGCCAGAACCGAUGCAGAAACUCCAGGACCUGGUCAACAGGACUCCGUGGAAACGCUGCUGCUUCUCUGGAGACGGCGAGUACAUCGUAGCCGGUUCGGCCCGGCAGCACGCCCUCUACAUCUGGGAGAAGAGCAUCGGCAACCUGGUGAAGAUCCUCCAUGGGACCAGAGGAGAACUGCUGCUGGACGUGGCUUGGCAUCCGGUCCGUCCGAUCAUCGCCUCCAUCUCCAGCGGCGUGGUGUCCAUCUGGGCUCAGAACCAAGUGGAAAAUUGGAGCGCUUUUGCUCCGGACUUCAAAGAGUUGGACGAGAACGUUGAGUACGAAGAGCGAGAGUCUGAGUUUGACAUCGAGGAUGAGGACAAGAGUGAACCUGAGCAGACAGGCGCCGACGCUGCCGAGGAUGAAGAGGUGGAUGUGACCACCGUUGAUCCCAUCGUGGCUUUUUGUAGCAGUGAUGAGGAGCUGGAGGACUAUAAGGCCCUGCUGUACCUGCCCAUCGCCCCUGAGGUCGAGGAUCCAGAGGAGAACCCCUUCGGUCCUCCGCCGGAUGCCUCAGUUCAGGCCGCCACUCCAGACGAGGCGCUGGCCGGCGGGGACAAGAAGCAGCGACAGCCUUCGUCUGAGGGAGGUCCGGCCAAGAAGAAGGCUCGGACCACCACCAUCGAGCUGCAGGGGGUUCCCAGCGACGAGGUUCACCCCCUGCUGGGUGUCAAGGGUGACGGCAAGUCAAAGAAGAAGACCGCCGGUCGGCCCAAAGGCUCCAAAGGUAAAGACAAAGACUUCCCCUUCAGGCCCAAGCCCUACAGGGGCGACCGGCCCUCCUUCCCGGUGGUACCCGAGGUUCUAGGCGGCUCAGGCCCAGGAGGAGGAGGAGGAGGAGGAGGGAUGAAGGGCAGGGCAGAGGGGGCCCUGGCCUCAGGAGGUUUGGUGUCGCAGUCGUACAAACAGCACGACAUCGGAGGGAUGGACUGAUAUCUGCUGGACCCGACGGAGCUUCAGGCUAAAAACAGACUCUGGUGUCGCAUACAGACUGAUUCAGGACCGUCUUCAUGGAAACACCCCUCUCUUCCUCCUGUAGUGUUGUCUUUCUUGUUGUUUUUAUACGUAUUAAUUAAAACAUUCUGAUUUCUA